Diversispora eburnea is the source of this 855-nucleotide messenger RNA. NCBI's taxonomy places the organism in Eukaryota, Fungi, Glomeromycota, Glomeromycetes, Diversisporales, Diversisporaceae. The record is from the annotation of a GenBank genome assembly.
AUGAAUUUGAAAUCAUCUAAUAUUUUUCUUACAUUGUUCUUUACUAUGAAUUGGUUAGUAGCAACCGUUUUUUGUUAUAAACCAAGUUCACGACUAUAUCAAAGUAGUGUUCUGAUUGGCUACAAGAUUUAUUAUUUUGGGGGUGUAGGAAAGAAUGAUGCAUUUUUUAUUAAUAUAAAUACUUUAGAAUAUAUUGCCGUUGCCAAUAUCCCCGUUAACAUUUACCAAUCGUCUUCAGUAGUUCAUCCUAAAGAUGAAAAUAUUUGUUUAUUGGUUGGAGGUUUAGCAUACGAACCAGGUUCAUCUAGUCUUGUAAGUCCAAAUAAAGUCUAUAGAUUUGAUACCGAAAAAUCCAAAUGGUCCGUAGUAGAAACUUCCAAUAAACCUUCCGUGUCCUCAAGGCUCCAUUUGAAUGGAGGUGUCUCAGAUAAUAAUGGAACUAUGUAUUUUUUUGCUCACCCAGAUUAUUCAGCUGAUUCUUUUAUUAAGCUUGAUAUUAAUAUGAUGUCUUGUGGAGAUUGUAGUAUGAAAGAUCUUUUGUUUUUUGAUAUCAAUUCAUCAAAAUGGUCUACAGCUACUGCGCAAGGUGAAAAUAUUGAUGGUCGUAUCUAUCAUACCGCUGUAUUAACGAGUGACGAUCGUCUUAUUAUUUAUGGUGGCCGUUCUAGUCUGGAUGAGGAUGGGGGAUAUCCUAAUCCUACUCUAGCAGUAUUGAAUAUAGAAUAUUCAUCCUAUAAAUGGUCUAUUCCAAGUAGUGAUAAUAAAUCUCAUCCACCCCUAACUGGUCAUUCAGCAACUAUUUACAAAGAACAAGAAGAAAAAAGGGAACAAAUGUAUAUUGCAUUUGGUAAAUGA